CGAAAAGCUGCGAAACCAACGACGCUGUUAACGGCUGAUACAGGCUGGGGGAGCAACUGAACGGCAAGUCGUACGUUUUCAGGUUCGCGUAGUUCGCUACUCAUAAAGAUCCACUGUGAGUGAGGAAAAUUUGUUUUUUACGGUAGCACAGCCAGGCGGAAAAAUAUGCGCAUAGGUGGAACACUUUCCGGACAGAUGGUGACGCGAUGCUACGAUAACGUAGGCUAAUUUUUCACACGCUGAAACUCGCUUUCGAAACGUUUGAAAUCGGUGGGUGGGUGGGUGGUGGAAAGUCGAUUCGAUGGGCCGUGACGACUCGUCGACGAAUGACGAUGGCUCGGGACGAGGACAGGAGGCGCGAAGGGUCGCGCGUAACGGAUAAUGGAUUUCGGCGGCGCGUGCGACGGUUCGGCGCGUGCGUUCUCCAAGAGCGUUUCACCCCCCGGUCCGUGCACUCGACGCGCUUACACCCUAUAUAUUUCGAGGAAACACGAGAUGAACCGGUACACGGCACGCGAUUUUUGCAGCAGAAACACUCGCGGACUCGCAUUGCAACUUCAACUACCAUCGACAGUACCACGUUCGCACCUCCGAUAGAAGCCGCCGCGGUGCCAAAUCGACAAUGACGCGCCAUUGUUUUUUCGUUCUCUCGAUCCUGGCUCUCUCGAUCGCUGGUUGCGUAUUGGCCGUCCAGGCUGAAACGAGCUCCCAGCGAAGAGAGUUUUACGGGCCGAGCAAACCGGAAUUCCUCGUCGAAUAUCUGGAAGGUCACGGUUCGCCGCAGGAGAAUGCGGCGCAAGACGAACGAUAUCAGUCGGCUCGACCGAGCAACGUCGAACGCCGGUUGUUUGGCAGAGGAUCGAUUGUUCCAGGAAAAGGUCGCUGGUACGUGCACGAAGGAAAUGCCGAAGACGAUCGAUUCUCGCGAAACCUGGAUCAGAUCGGUGGCGGCAACUUGUUGCGCAGGGGACUGAUGGUCGAGCGAGAGGACUCGUACGACAGCUCCCGUCGCUGGUUGCCAUCGCGGAGAAAUCUCGAUCAAAUAGGAGGCGGAAAUUUGCUUCGAGAGGCGGACUAUCGGAGCGAACGCAACUUGGACAGCAUCGGUGGAGGGAAUCUCGUUCGCGGGCUGGGCGGUGCGGCCGAUCAUCUUCGUAGGAAUUUGGAUCAGAUCGGUGGAGGAAAUUUGGUGCGCAAUUUGCCCGACGACGCGUCUCGAGAGCCGGCCGAGACCCGGUAGAGACGACCCGAUUAACACGCCGUCACGUAGGGACGCGUGGACGAAGCACCACGGUAGCGCGGACGCCGCAUAGACGCGAUAAAUUUCGUUCUUUGUUCGCCCGUGUUUCCGCGGUCGAUUCUGUGUAGCGUGUAGUAUUAGAGCAACCAUAGUAAUAAAGACUAACGCACGAUUAUCGCA
This is a messenger RNA of Bombus pyrosoma, 1420 nucleotides long. RefSeq lists its product as uncharacterized. Lineage: Eukaryota; Metazoa; Arthropoda; Insecta; Hymenoptera; Apidae. The transcript is spliced from 3 exons. The record is from RefSeq and is a predicted model, not a curated record. The coding region runs from base 623 to 1240 and encodes 205 amino acids.